GGGUCUGGAAGCUCCGGUGGAAGCUGUUCCAAUUGCAGGAGUAGAAAUUUUCUCGGCAUCUGAUUGCUUGUCCCACACAAGGCUUGAUGGUGGCAUUCCUGCUGCGUUGCUGUUCGACCGCGUGGAGGUGGGCCGUCCGAAAACCGGUGAAACUGGAAAAGGGUUAGGGUCAAACCGCAUUCUUGCGCGUCGCACUUUAUAGCAUAGAUAGAGUUGCCGUGCCGCUUGCGACUCUGGCAGUUCAUCUUGUGUCAUCAGUCAUCGGUUGACGAGUUGACGUCGGACGGGAACAACGGGAAGGGAAGUGGAAUUCGGAUGAGGGUGCGCUUCUGCGGGAACCUUGCUCGCCUGACCCUAGCGUUUCAGACCCUGGUUCUUGGAGCUAAGUGGGGAACACGUGAGCCUCGAGAGCUGCCAAGACGUGGCCAGGCUUGGGCUUUGAAUGCCCCUUUUCCUGCGCCAGACUCGACUGAAGGGACGGGAGGCCAUAAAAAGUAUCUUGCACCUCAUCAAUGGAAGGCAAACUCGCAGUGUCUCAUGGAUCUCAGUGGACCUCAACGUUAGUUACAGGUCACGGCAUCAACUUGGGGAUUCCGCACCCUGCGGGCUUCGCCGUUGCUUGUAGGCAGCCUGUUUCCUGCCGUCUGGUUGUUGAGGCCCGAAAGCGCACCUGCAUAUCCUGGACGUCGUGUAAACCAAACAGCCGCGCUUGAGGUGGUGUUCUGUGUCUUGGAUUGGCUGAAUUGCUUGUGUCAUGUUCAUGGGCAGCAGAAUCCAUCGAGGCACCUGGGCAUUGCAUGCAGUUUCAAG
Molecule: messenger RNA, 810 nt
Organism: Parathielavia appendiculata
Lineage: Eukaryota; Fungi; Ascomycota; Sordariomycetes; Sordariales; Chaetomiaceae
Exons: 1
Coding region: 316-564 (82 amino acids)
Source: RefSeq, a predicted model, not a curated record